UACAGCGCGCGGCGGAGGAACUGGGUAUACCCGACAGCAAGCUAGUGGUGUAUUUCACAACGGCCGACAUUUUCAAGAAAAUUUAACCCGGUUAUUCGCCAAAAAAUAUUCUCUGGACUUACUUGAAGAUUCGUGUAACACCACUGGAUCUAUUAGAGGCUUUCUUUGAAGUUGUAUACCGCCAACAACUCCAAUUGAGGGGUUUCCAACGUCCGACCGGACGGAGCGACGCUCUCCGCCUCGGGAUCGCCGGGUUUUUAAGGACUCUCAAGGGGCAAAGAAGAAGUGGAGAAAAAUAGGAACAACGACGGACAUUUUCCGCCCAUAUCAUCUUAUGGUGACGGAUACAACCAGAGGAUAUUACGUGCUUUUUCUGGAUACAAUUUUUACCUGUGCAGAGGAGAGAGAGAGAGAAGGAGAGAGAGCAGGAAUCAGUCCAGACAAAGGUUCAAAGGAAAGGCUGAGGGGGUGAUAGAUCCAGUGGUCGGGGUCUGAGUGUGCUCCUCACAGCCGAGAGAAGGGCUUUGUCCGCCGCCAUCCUGCGUGUAGAGGGGAGGGGGCGGCGGUGAUCUACCGCACCUUCACUGGGAUUACGGAAAUAGAGAAAACAAACCGAAUUCCCUUGUGUAAAGGACGCGACAUGUAUCCACAAGGCCGGCAUCCGGCACCUCACCAGCCAGGGCAGCCUGGCUUCAAGUUCACUGUGGCAGAGUCCUGUGACAGGAUCAAAGAUGAGUUCCAGUUCCUGCAGGCGCAGUACCACAGUCUAAAAGUGGAGUAUGACAAACUGGCCAAUGAGAAGACAGAGAUGCAGCGUCACUACGUCAUGUACUACGAGAUGUCCUAUGGGCUCAACAUUGAGAUGCACAAACAGACUGAAAUUGCCAAACGUCUCAAUGCGAUUCUGGCUCAGAUCAUGCCGUUCUUGUCACAAGAGCAUCAACAGCAGGUGGCUCAGGCUGUUGAACGGGCAAAGCAGGUGACAAUGACUGAGCUAAAUGCAAUCAUCGGGGUACGUGGACUUCCCAAUCUGCCUCUCACUCAGCAGCAGCUCCAGGCUCAGCACCUCUCUCACGCAGCCCACGGCCCCCCUGUCCAGCUGCCCCCCCACCCAUCAGGCCUGCAGCCGCCUGGCAUCCCCCCUGUGACGGGAGCCGGCUCUGGCCUGCUGGCUCUGGGUGCUCUUGGCAGCCAGGCCCACCUUCCUGUAAAAGACGAGAAGAACCACCACGACCUGGAGCACAGAGGCCCCUCAUCUUUUCACUCGCCUCUGGCCAUUCCUCUGAAAGAACGCGAGUCGAGCACGAAUAACUCUGUGUCGCCUUCUGACAGCCUGCGGGCAGCGAGCGAGAAGCACCGUGGCUCUUCAGAUUACGGUCUGGACUCUAAGAAACGAAAAGUGGACGACAAAGACAGCAUGAGCAGAUAUGACAGUGACGGAGACAAGAGUGACGACUUGGUUGUGGACGUUUCCAAUGAGGAUCCGGCCACCCCUCGAGUCAGCCCCGCUCACUCUCCUCCAGAGAAUGGCCUGGACAAAUCUCGAGUCCUGAAGAAGGACGCUGCCCCUAAUAGCCCCGCCUCUGUCGCAUCAUCGGGCAGCACGCCAUCCUCCAAAGCAAAGGACCACGCCCAUAAUGACAAGUCGUCCACACCGAGCCUGAAGUCAAACACACCGACACCAAGAAAUGAGGCCCCGACACCAGGAACCAGCACCACCCCGGGACUGAGGCCCCUCACAAUGGGCAAACCACCCGGCAUGGAGGCACUGGCUGCUCCUGCUCUGCGUACCCCUCUGUCCAUUGCGGGUUCCUAUGCCACCCCGUUUGCCAUGAUGGGUCAUCAUGAGAUGAACGGAUCCUUGACCAGCCCAGGGGUGUAUCCGGGUCUCAUCUCACCACAGAUGAGUGCUGCAGCUGCUGCCGCCUAUGGUCGCUCUCCAAUUGCGGGGUUUGACCCUCAUCCUCACAUGAGAGCUCCUGGGCUGCCAGCCAGCCUCACGUCCAUUUCUGGAGGAAAACCAGCGUAUUCUUUUCACGUAAGUGCGGAUGGUCAGAUGCAGCCCGUGCCCUUUCCUCCAGAUGCACUGAUUGGCCCGGGCAUCCCACGCCACGCUCGCCAGAUUAACACACUGAGCCAUGGGGAAGUGGUGUGCGCAGUCACCAUUAGCAACCCUACACGCCAUGUCUACACAGGUGGCAAAGGUUGUGUCAAGAUUUGGGACAUAAGCCAGCCAGGCAGCAAAAGCCCCGUGUCCCAGCUCGACUGCCUGAACAGGGACAAUUACAUCCGCUCCUGCAAGCUGUUGCCUGACGGCCGCACCCUCAUAGUGGGUGGUGAGGCCAGCACGUUGACCAUCUGGGACCUGGCCUCACAGACGCCCCGCAUAAAGGCCGAGCUCACGUCUUCUGCUCCGGCCUGCUACGCACUGGCCAUUAGUCCUGAUGCCAAGGUCUGCUUCUCCUGCUGCUCUGACGGAAACAUCGCUGUGUGGGACCUUCACAACCAGACCCUUGUUAGGCAGUUCCAGGGCCACACAGACGGAGCCAGCUGCAUUGAUAUCUCUCACGAUGGGACCAAAUUGUGGACCGGAGGACUGGACAACACGGUCCGCUCCUGGGAUCUGAGGGAGGGACGGCAGCUCCAGCAACAUGACUUUACCUCACAGAUCUUCUCACUGGGCUACUGUCCCACUGGAGAAUGGCUGGCUGUGGGCAUGGAGAGCAGUAACGUGGAGGUACUUCACCACACCAAGCCUGACAAGUAUCAGCUGCACCUGCAUGAAAGCUGCGUCCUCUCACUGAAGUUCGCCUACUGUGGUAAAUGGUUUGUGAGCACAGGGAAGGACAACCUGCUGAACGCAUGGAGGACUCCUUAUGGUGCCAGCAUUUUCCAGUCAAAGGAGUCAUCCUCUGUCCUGAGCUGUGACAUCUCGGCGGAUGACAAAUACAUCGUGACCGGAUCUGGGGACAAGAAGGCGACAGUCUACGAGGUCAUCUACUGAACAGACGAGGCUCCUGCUCUGCUUCAGCACUUCUACUGAGAUCACUUUCCUCUGACCAACCAUCUGUGGACUACAACUCGCUACCAUAAACUACCGACUUGGCAAAGUCACCUGGCAGGAAUCAAUGGAGCUCUUGGCCUAAGGAUAACUGUGCUUUUUUUUUUUUUUGGAGGGUUUAUUUUUUUGUAACUUCAACAUUUUUGCUCUGUUUUUUGUUGGGAAUUUUUUGGCUUAACCGGAUGAAGCAGGGCUUCUAUUCUAAGACCCAUGUUCCCCAGACGUCUUGUGAAAAGUGUACAUAUUGGAUUAAAUAAAAGACAUUUUAUAUAUAUUAUAAAAUAUAUAUAUUUUCAUGUCCUGGGUGUACUUGUGAUGUUUUUUUUUUUUUUUUUUUGCCCACUCAGUCUUGUGCCAUGAUCUCUGAGUGGGGGAGCAGAACAUAGAGUUCAACUUUUGAACAAGUUUUGCUCUUUGAUUUCCUUGAAGCCGUUCUACAGGCUGACCUUCUAAGAAAAUCAAAUAGAGGAGCAUGAAAUCUACGUGUAGGACGUUUUUGUGGAGUUUUAAAAAUGGCCUUUGUCACAGUGCUCUUACCGAACAGUGAAAAUGUGGAGUCCUUUAACUCUGGCAGAGCCUCAGCUGGUUUGGACCACUAUGUGACUGAGCAGGACUCUCCAACUGAAGAGAAGAGAUGGAUGUAAAUUUAAUUCAUAUCUAUAUCAAAAAGGCGUUUUUAAAGUGUACAUCUCUGUCUGUGCUAACUCUCUCUCUCUCUGUUUGUUUUACCUUGUUAGAUUAUGAGAGAUAGGGGACGUUUAAUCUUUAGCCUAACCCUUGGACCUCACUCAGUUGGCAGCAGAAGCAGUGCUGCAGGCACAAACUGGAUGAUAAUGUGCUUUUUGCUAACUUGACGUAAUAUGGAUGUUGAAUUGCACCAUCGAUUUCUUGGUUACAGACUAAACUCAAACAGUCCAAUCUGUGCUGUUGGACUCUUUCUGCUCUUUGUAUCUUAUCAAUAUUCCUGGAACAUGUUUGGUCAACUGUGAUAGUGAGAUGGAGACGUGUAACUGCUCAUGAGGAAGGUAACACAUGAAGUAAUGAAGUGUCUCUGAUGUUGACAUUUAGAUGGGUGUGAAUAAUUCUGGUUUGUACACUGUGCUCCUGAUCCUGUCAGCAUUUCCCACAACAGAAAUGAGAAGGGGCAACAUUUGUCAGUCCCUCUGAGUCACACCAAAGUAUGUAGCAAAUGCUGUCAGCACUGAAAAGAAAUGUACAGUUGUUAAUAAAUCAAUAAAACUGUUUUUGUA
This is a messenger RNA of Cheilinus undulatus (humphead wrasse), 4311 nucleotides long. RefSeq names its product transducin-like enhancer protein 3-B. Lineage: Eukaryota; Metazoa; Chordata; Actinopteri; Labriformes; Labridae. Gene Ontology annotation, cellular component: transcription regulator complex; nucleus. The transcript has 21 exons. Gene Ontology annotation, biological process: negative regulation of canonical Wnt signaling pathway; regulation of DNA-templated transcription. The record is from RefSeq and is a predicted model, not a curated record. Bases 641 to 3004 code for a protein of 787 amino acids. Gene Ontology annotation, molecular function: protein binding; transcription corepressor activity.